CACUGAUUCUUCUUUUUAGCUCGAGCGGGGGGACCUCUGCCCUUCUCUCUACACUAUUUUGGCUGUAUUCACUAUUCAGGAGAGCCCACUGUCCACUUCACUUAACCGGUCAGCUUCUGUUUCUUCUCCUUUUCUCUCUUUUCCUGCUAUUUUGCUGGUGUUUGGCUUCAGGUUGCUCGAGGGUUUUGGGUUUAGUUUGUUCGAUGAUCAGCUUCGAAUAGUCUUUCUGUGUUGAGGGAGUGAUCAUGGGAUUUCGGAUUCCGCUUUCUGUAAGCUUUGCUUUGUUUUGGGACAUUAUUCUCUUUUUUUGUGAUUGUUUGUGGUGGGGUAUUCUCUUAGUUAUCGGUAAUUUAUAUGUUACAGUGAUGGUGUGUUUCCAUGAUCGCCUUAGCAAUAAUUUGUAGCUCACUCCCCUGUUCUUUAAAGGUUUGAAAGUUGCCGAAUUUAGUUGUGUUUUUGUGGGUCGUCAAUGGCGAUCAUCGUGUUUCUGUACUCCCCCGAGGCCCCGGUUGUUGGGUUAUGCUUCCGCGGACUUUCGUUGUUCCGGGAUUUUCUGAAUUGCUUAGGUUUAGCUUUCUCCUUGAGGGUUUUACUUUUAGACCCCCUACGGUGGAUAUUUAUUCGAUUAAGUAAGAGGUGAAGAGGCAGGAAAUACAUCCUUUUUUUACUAAAAAACGCACCAUUGCAAAACAAGAUGGAGGACAAAGUUACGAGUGUGACUUGGGUUGGUGGUAUAUACAGAAAGUUUGAAGCUUUGUGUAUGGAGGCUGAUGAUAUGAUGCGCCAGGAAGCUCAAGCCUUCAUAGAAAACCAUCUACAAAGCGUGGGUGCUAAUGUGAAGCAGUUUUGCUCGGAAUUUGUACGAGAUGUGCUUCCUGAGUCUUCUAAUGAAUCAUCUACGGAAGUCAAGCAACAUGAUCUGGUCUUGAAGGAAGCUACUGAUGCAGUUGCCUACAUGAACUCUGAGUCAGCUGGUGAGGAAAAGCAACUUCAAAUUCAGAAACACGACAUGCUCCCAGAAAGGACCGAUCUUGGGGAGUAUGUAUCCUGUAACAACCCAUCUGUUGGGGUCACACUUCAAACUGAGUUGCCUUCGGCGUUGACCGUCGAAGAGAGCUAUUAUGAGGAGGAAACCCAACUUCAAUGUGAGAAAAAUAGUGUGACAUCGGAGGACCCUUGCAAAUCCAGAGUCUCCGAUGAUCUACUGGAGAGCCACUCUUCCUCGAAUGAUGUUCCAUCUUCAGUAGCUGCUGAACUGGCAGACUCCAGUGAAGAUGAGAGUUUGCAUGUUGAACAUGCUCCUUGUGAGCAAAUCGCUGCGGGAAACUCUACUGGUUGUUGCAUUGAUGGAACUUCGAGUUUGCUAUCUCCCAAUGGAGUCAAGCUUGACGAAAGCUGCAUUGUAGUGGAUGAUGAUUUAGAACUCUACAUUCUUUCGAGUCAGGAAAGAAAACUCGAAAGUAGUCACUGGUCUUACAAGAAAAAGUUGAAGGAGGUUCUGGCCUUGGCAUCGAAGUCAAUGAAGCAGAAUCGGAGAAACACGGAUCCAGCAGCAGCUCGUUCGGAAGUUAGAGAAGUGGAAGAAGAUGGUAAUGAGGAGAACAGUGAAUCAGACUGGGAAAUCAUCUGAGCAGUGUGUAUUCUUCUUAAAAUUUUAAACUUUUCUGGAUGGAAAAAUAAGGAAUAACGAGUGUAGAGAGAGAGAGAGAGGGUGUUGAAGAUGUAGCAAUUUUGCGGUAAAACAACUGAUUACUUUCUCUGUAACGUGGUGGAGGAGAUGGCUUCUCAGUUCUUCUGCACUCUCCCACCAGCGUUUCGCUGUUACUUCACCGGCACUGCCGCACUGGGAAGGGUUGUAGGCAUUGAUAUGUAGACGAGAGUUUCAAUUGGUACAGGUAAUAUAUAGUAGGAUCAUCUUAGUUUAAGCUGAGAUUUAAAGCUUAAUGGUUUCUCCUUGCAUCCGGCAGCAUCAGAUC
Messenger RNA from Linum tenue, 1976 nucleotides. NCBI's taxonomy places the organism in Eukaryota, Viridiplantae, Streptophyta, Magnoliopsida, Malpighiales, Linaceae. The record is from the annotation of a GenBank genome assembly.